GCGUUCUGCACGUUAAACAAAAACCCCCCCUCUCUCCUCUGUUCGUCUCUUCUCCCAUUGAUCCUACUCCUUAACGUAUGACAAUGGCGGUUAAGUCCACCGUGAGGAAACUCUCCUUCGAGAUUCUCAGCUCCUUUGACGAUGAUUCACUCUCCUCAAUCCCCCGAUCCAGCUCUGAUCCGAUCACCGGAAAACGAAGAAGACAUAGGAAGAAGAAAAACAAACUCGAAACUAUUCCGGAGAAUGGCGAUUCUCAACUCUCGACGAUUGUCGACGGAAACUCCGAGAAGUUUGAAAACAGAUUGAAUUACUCUGGCGGUUGCUUGGUAACGGAGCUGAGACAGAGGAAUGUCAACGGGAGUAACGAUGAGCACGCGGAGGAAAAAGUAGAGAAUCAGUUACCGAGAAGUAGUGAGACUAAUGGGAGGAGACUUGACACUGAAGCUUCUUUGGACUGGAAACACCUUAUGGCUGAUGAUGAUCCUGAUUCUCUUAGUGCUGAGACAAGGUCACCUAUGAACUACUUUAUGGGUGAAAUCUAUGGUGGUGGGGUCUCGUUAGGGAGCACAACGACUACAGGGAAUGAUAUUGAACGCGAGAGAAUAUAUGAUACGAUCUUCCGCUUGCCAUGGCGAUGUGAAGUGCUUAUAAAUAUUGGAUUUUUUGUCUGCGUCAACUCAUUUCUGUCACUGUUGGCAGUCAUGCCCAUAAGAGUCAUGCUGGUAGUCUGGGGUGCUUUUAAGAAUAGGCAGUUCAGGAGGCCUUCCUCGUCGGAGCUGUCUGAUCUUGCUUGUUUUCUAGUUUUGGCUUCUUGUACCAUUCUUCUUGGGAGAACAGAUAUCAGCCUGAUUUACCACAUGAUUCGUGGUCAAAGUACCAUAAAACUAUAUGUGGUUUAUAAUAUCUUAGAGAUAUUUGAUAGACUCUGUCAAAGUUUUUGUGGAGAUGUAUUUGGCGCCCUAUUUAGUUCUGCAGCGGGACUGGCUACUUCCCCUCCUGAGAAGCUGAGGUUUUUCACUUGGAGAUUCGCAAUUACGCUGUCAACUUGCAUUGUUGCUCACAACAAUGCCUUGUUGGCACUUCUUGUGUCACAUAACUUUGCUGAGAUCAAGAGCAGUGUCUUCAAGCGUUUCAGCAAAGACAACAUUCAUGCUCUGGUAUAUGCGGAUUCAGUAGAGAGAUUCCACAUAUCGGCCUUUCUGGUGUCUGUUUUGGCGCAAAAUAUUCUGGAGGCUGAAGGUCCAUGGUUUGGAAACUUCAUCUACAAUGCUAGUAUGGUCUUCUUCUGUGAGAUGAUGAUUGACAUCAUCAAGCAUUCAUUUCUUGCCAAGUUCAAUGACAUCAGACCUAUAGCCUACUCUGAGUUUCUUCAAGAUCUCUGCGAGCAGACCUUAAACAUCCGCCCAGAAGAUAGAAAGACAAAUCUAACCUUCGUUCCCAUUGCACCCGCUUGUGUGGUGAUCAGAGUACUGACUCCAGUAUAUGCAGCACACUUGCCUUGUCCCCUCCCAUGGAAAGUGUUGUGGAUGGUCAUCUUAUUCGUCAUAACAUAUAUAAUGCUCACAAGUCUCAAAGUUCUCAUCGGCAUGGGACUUAGGAAACAUGCAACUUGGUACAUUAAUAGAUGCCGAAAGAGAGACUCCUCCCAUCUGCACAACGAUUAGCCUGGCCCUUAAAAACUACAGAGAAUUUAAGAAAGGAUUGCAUGUGUUUAACACCUCAGCAGGAUGGGGUUUGCAGGAGUGUGGAGCUGCCUAGUUCCAGUUUACAACUUUGGUUUGGGGUAUGAGAUCAUCAUUGUGAUUCUUAUACAUCUUUUAUAUUGGAUGAAGCGAUUUUGGUAUCAUUAGGCAAAUAUAUGUACAAAGAGACCUCAUGGAUCAUUUUGGGAAAAACAAAAGGGGCCAAAGCGUUGAUUGCCAACUUCAUACCACCAGAACAGUCACCAGGAGCUGCUGUUCCGAUGAAAUAGUUACCACCGUAAGCAAGUUGGAUCGUACCCUCGCCGGUAUUAUUUUCUAUGUAUCCCUCGUUUGCAUGUUUCAUAACCGGUGUGGUUUACAAACAACAUUUUAUCUAAUUGGACUGUGCUUAUUUACGUUAGGUC
Molecule: messenger RNA, 2107 nt
Organism: Eruca vesicaria subsp. sativa (arugula)
Lineage: Eukaryota; Viridiplantae; Streptophyta; Magnoliopsida; Brassicales; Brassicaceae
Source: the annotation of a GenBank genome assembly